CACAGACUGACACUGACGGAAAAAAACAUAAACAGAGUGGACGGACGGAGUUUACUGAUUUUUUCUAAUUUGACGGCGUUUUAACUUUAAUACAUCGUUUUAAACCCUCAAGAGGAGAUUUUUAUUCACAAUAGUCAAUUAAAGAGAUCAAAAUGGCGUCGGAAAAUUAUCCCAAGAAGAUGCUAGAUGGGUGGUACUGCCGCUCUAUAGCGAAUAUGCAGGCUAGUGAAGCUGCCAGCGUGAGCAGCAACACUCCUGCAGAGUCCACUCACGCUCGGGACUCAAACAACUAUACAAGUGACAGCAGCAGUGAACCUGAGCCUGAACCUAAUUUUAGAAUUCAAUAUCUUAAUCUCAAGAAGAAGCUGAAGUAUUUGAUUUAUGAAAAUGAAUGUUUUCAAGAUGCUCUUAGGUCCAGUCAGAAAAGAAUGCUCAAAGUAUCUAGAGACAGAAGUUUUUUGCUGGACAGACUCUUGCAGUAUGAAAAACCUGAGAGUACCACAUCUGAGAGUGAUGAUACAGAGUCAUCAGAUGACACAGAAUACAAUCGCAUGGAAGCUAUAAAACGAAAAAAAAUUGAAGCCAGUGCAGCCCAUCAAAAUGUUUCUGCACCAUCAACCCUCAACAAGGGGCCCAGUGCUGUAAAAAGGAAGAGAGCAGUAGUAGCUAAAAAACCUCAGAAUGCCAGUAAUGUUCAUCCAAAUGCCGGAGCAAUGAUGGCGAAAGCGUCACCUGCUCUCGGGUUCGGAUUGUCAGCGGGAGACGGCCACAUGACGCCCGAAGAGGUUGAGCGCCACUUGCAGUCGCGGCAGUCUUACCUGGAGCUCCUGCCUGAGAGGGCGCCGCCGACCGUGCCCACUGAGAUGUUCAGCAAUGAUCCGUCACUGGAUAGUGAAUCAAAUGACGUGUUGGAAAAUUCACCAAAUGUAGAAGAAUGGUUUGAUUAGCAUUUCCUCACUUAAUGUUAUUAGGAUUAUCGUUUAAUUUUAUUAGUUUGUGUAUGUAUAAGUAUACACUAGUACAAGUACGAUAGACUAUUUAUUUACAUCCCCUUUUAAAAUUUACUUUUAUGAAAAUACUUCCUGCAUAAUAUUUAUUGAAUAUUUACAAGUAUAACGGGGUCGGCAACUAGGGACUUUUUCAAUUUAAAGUUGCGGCUCUUGAGUUUGGACGGAACAUUAUUUGAUUAUUAAAAGCAUUAAUCUAGUCCUCGCUGGAGAGACCAUCAAACCGGUCUGUACGCCAUGCCAGUCGAUCUUCGGGUCAUUGGACGGGAUUCUACGUGCUUACGGACCAGGCUUUACAUACAUACAUUUUAGUGACUACAAGAACUGGAAAAUUGUAAAUUGUUGCUUUUAGUUCUUCCAUCUCGCAAGGUUGUUAACUGUGGUAGGACACUAGGAUAUCAUGCAAAUGAAACAUAAUCUAAUAUGUGUAGGAUAAAUAUUUAUUAUUAGACAGUUACAAUAUGAUUUUCGAAGCGCAAGAACAAACAUCUAUCUCUAUACUGAAUCAUCACACUCAAAUCUCAUGCUAUACAUUUGAUAA
Molecule: messenger RNA, 1548 nt
Organism: Ostrinia furnacalis (Asian corn borer)
Lineage: Eukaryota; Metazoa; Arthropoda; Insecta; Lepidoptera; Crambidae
Exons: 6
Coding region: 153-947 (264 amino acids)
Biological process (GO): chromatin remodeling
Cellular component (GO): Ino80 complex; nucleus
Source: RefSeq, a predicted model, not a curated record